CGGCCAAGGAUCUUUGGUAACGGCCAUUUUGUGGAGGUCGUGCGGCCCGGUGCGGGAGUCAUGAUGCAGCGCGGAUUCCGGUUACUGGGGGCUGCGGUCGGUGAUCUGCGCCUUGUGACCGCGCUCCUGCGGCGGCAAUACCGCAGCGUCUACAGCCUGGACCGGCUGUACCCGGACAGCGGAGGCACAACCCGCAGCCAGGACCAGGAUGAACCAUCGUCAAAUCCAAGCAACAUAGAUAUCCCCAUUGACCGUCUGAAAGUGACGUACAGUCGGAGCAGUGGGCCUGGGGGACAGAACGUCAACAAAGUGAACACGAAAGCGGAGGUGAGGUUCCACGUGGCGACUGCAGACUGGCUCUCGAAAGACGUGCAAAAUGUGAUCACUGCUAAGUACCAGAACCGCAUCAAUCGGGCUGGCCAGUUGAUCGUUACGUCGGAGGUCAGCAGGUACCAGAUGAGAAACCUGGCGGACUGUCUGCAGAAGAUUCGGGACAUGGUGACAGCAGCGAGUGAGACGCCCAAGCAACCAUCCAAAGAGUCGGCUGAAAUCCGUCGAAUGCGGGUGGAGACCAUGCACCGGGAGCGGCUGCGGCAGAAGAAGAUCCAGUCCAGCAUCAAACAGGAUCGGCGGGUGACAAUAGACUAAAGGGAGACGUGCAACAUCAGCUCUGAACCCCAGGGUGGAACUAUGGACACUGCAUAUCAGCCCUUCCUCUACUGUUCGUAUAGGCCAGAAAUGAAGUUAUUUAAGUCUCUUGAUAGAAUAUCUUUUGUCAUUUAAUUUCUUUAUAAGACAUUUUUUAACUGAUACUGCUCUUUGAAGCCUCGACUGUAGCUUUCUUGCAUCAGUGUUAACCCUCAUCAUCUGGAAUAUAUGAAUACAUUGUUAAAGGAUGUGAUUGACCUGCUAUAGACAUUUCUUUUCUGCUCUGCCAUUGAAAGCGCUGCACUGUUUCAGCAAUGAAAAUGCAAUAUUCAUAGGUACAUGGGGAGAACAUUGUCACUCAGUGGAAUUGAGUUGCUUCAUGUGGAAGAACAAAGUUGUUAAUACUCUACAGAUUGUUAAAGCAGCACCUCAAAUGGUUAAUCCCAUUGAAAUAAUGGAAUAUUACUUUGUAAAGCAGGUUCAUCAAAUAAAAUGUUAUAAUAUAA
Amblyraja radiata (thorny skate) is the source of this 1154-nucleotide messenger RNA. RefSeq names its product mitochondrial ribosomal protein L58 (gene mrpl58). NCBI's taxonomy places the organism in Eukaryota, Metazoa, Chordata, Chondrichthyes, Rajiformes, Rajidae. Gene Ontology annotation, cellular component: mitochondrial large ribosomal subunit. Gene Ontology annotation, molecular function: peptidyl-tRNA hydrolase activity; translation release factor activity, codon nonspecific. Gene Ontology annotation, biological process: mitochondrial translational termination. Bases 61 to 648 code for a protein of 195 amino acids. The record is from RefSeq and is a predicted model, not a curated record. The transcript is spliced from 6 exons.